GAUUCGUUGGGUUCAUUUCCUUUUCUAUUUAUAUAUACGUAGUGAGUUGUUCUUCUCGGUAACCGCUCCAUUGAAGCGCCUCUGCUCGAAAUUCUACAGUUGUUUAAAAGCUCCGCGAUUCUUUCUGUUGUUCGUUGCUGUUUUCUGUAGAAACGCUUUGUGGUUUUUCGAUGGCGGUGAAGACCGGUGGAUUUGCUGGAAAUGCUUUUCCCGAGGAAUUGCAGCAAUUGUUGUUGUCGCUUGCCUCGAAUUGGGGAGAUGUGAUUGAUUUAAGCGCUCUGGAUGUUGAUCAUCUGAGCGGUGCUAUGACGAAUGAAGUGUAUAGGAUUAGUUGGUCUAAAGAGGCCGAAAAUGAUCAACGGAUUGUUUUGGUUCGUAUGUAUGGCGAUGGUGUGGACUUGUUUUUCAACAGAGAUGAGGAGAUUCGGACUUUCGAUUGUCUAUCGGAGCUCGGUUAUGGUCCCAAGCUCCUCGGGCAGUUCCCUCAGGGAAGAGUCGAGGAGUUUAUACAUGCUAGGACUCUAUCAGCUGGUGAUCUUCGUAAUCCCGAAAUAUCAGCGCUCAUAGCAGCAAAAAUGAGGGAAUUUCACAAUCUCAAUGUGGAUAGCUCGAAGAAUGUUGUAUUGUGGAACAGAUUGAGAAAUUGGCUUGGGGUGGCUAAAAGGCUGUGUUCUUCAGAUGAAGCUAAGGAAUAUAAGCUGGAAAGCUUAGAAAACGAAAUCAGCUUGUUGGAGAAUACGGUAUCAGGGAAUCACCAAGAGAUAGGCUUCUGCCACAACGAUCUGCAAUAUGGUAACAUAAUGAUCGAUGACAAGAAUUCAUCCAUCACUAUAAUAGAUUAUGAAUACUCAAGUUACAACCCUGUUGUUUACGAUAUUGCAAAUCAUUUUUGUGAGAUGGCUGCAAAUUAUCACACGGAUACUCCCCACGUCUUGGAUUACUCUAACUAUCCCGGUGAAGAGGAGCGCCACAGGUUUAUACGGCACUACCUUAACUCUGCAGCAGGUGAGGAACCGAGUGAUGCCGCAGUUGAGAAGCUAGCAGAAGAUGUCGAAAAGUAUACUCUGGCAAACCACAUUUUCUGGGGACUAUGGGGGAUAAUCUCGGCACACGUGAACCACAUUGACUUUGAUUACAAGUCGUACGCUCGUCAGAGGUUGGAGCAAUACUGGUUGAGAAAGUCGGAAUUGUUGCCGUUGUCGAACAGCAAACUAAAGAGCGUGUCCUAAGCCAUUUGUGGCAAAACAAUAUACACAUUAUAAGAGGAUUUGUCGCUAUCCGGGUUUUGGCCCUCGGUUGGCCUUGUUCUAUUCUCUCUCCCUCUCCCUCUCCCUCUCUAUGUAUGUAAAAAUGUAUAAAUAUAAUCUCGUAAGGGAUGGUUGGUGUGAAAAGUGAACUUGUGAUCGUGAGGUCAUGGGGUUUAAAUGCUAAACCCCAACCCCAACGCCUUCAGGUUUACCUGCCACACGUGGUUCGCCUAGUGUGACUUUUCUUGUCGGACCUACUUUACAAGGUAUUAGAUUCGGCCGGAAGUUUACCUAGUGAAUAUUUUUUUAUAGCAAUUACGGAUUCCCACGUCUUAGAGAUGUGUGUGUAAUUGUUUAUAAGAAAACUGUGUACUAUACAUAUUUUGUUGCAUCUUUUAUCAAGAGAGGACUGGCCUGCAUAAUAAUAUUGUUUCCAAUAAAAUUAGAAAUGAUUGUAAUGUUACUAUAGGGAUAGUAAAUAGCAAUAUUAAUCACUGUUUUAUAUUUAUGUAUUAAUGUAAUACUAUUAUAUAUAAGUGUAUGCAUGAAUUUGAGUACCGUGUGGGGUGUAUGUAAUCAUUGUGCUAGUAUGUAUUGUAUGAUAUGAAAGUGUGCUAUGGAUCUGUUG
Molecule: messenger RNA, 1875 nt
Organism: Andrographis paniculata
Lineage: Eukaryota; Viridiplantae; Streptophyta; Magnoliopsida; Lamiales; Acanthaceae
Product: probable choline kinase 1
Exons: 9
Coding region: 171-1229 (352 amino acids)
Biological process (GO): phosphatidylcholine biosynthetic process; phosphatidylethanolamine biosynthetic process
Cellular component (GO): cytoplasm
Molecular function (GO): ethanolamine kinase activity; choline kinase activity
Source: RefSeq, a predicted model, not a curated record